Rattus norvegicus (Norway rat) is the source of this 4659-nucleotide messenger RNA. Lineage: Eukaryota; Metazoa; Chordata; Mammalia; Rodentia; Muridae. The record is from RefSeq and is a predicted model, not a curated record.
AUCGGGCUAAUGAGAAGAGCUGGGGCCAGGGACUUGUUUCCUCCCCACUCAGAUCUUUGGCUUUACUUUUCAGUUUUGUUGACUCAGGAAGCACUGGUAUUUUCUGUGUUCUGUAAGAUCCAGCCCAUAGACCAGAAGCAGGCAUUUGUUGAAUGCCAUCCCACGUUCAAAAUGCCAUGUCUGUAAAUGCCAAGUUCUCGUAAUGCUCCCUGCCUGUCUCACUCUUGGCCCAGGAGUGGCUGGAAAUCAGUCUGUACAGGCUCUCCUCAAGCUGUGAUUUCUUGCCCCAGCUUGCCCGAUGGUGGGAAGCCAGGUGCACACCACUCUGCCUGACUACUGUUUGUACUCCUGACAGAGCUGCCUCCAGGACUGUUGGACUGAGUCUGGCACUCACUCGUGGCUUUUCAACCUGCCACUCAAUUACACUUCAAGUCAUUGUCAGCUUAGAUACUGGCUAGGUGCUGUAGCUAGUUUCUGGUUCUUUACUUAGGCAGUUAUUCUCAUCUAGGCCUCCAGUAAUCCCAUCAUAUUCAUUCAUUCAUUCAUUCAUUCAUUCAUUCAUUCAUACACUCUCUCAUUAAAAAGAAUAUGUACCAGUGUUUUGUCUGUAGUACAGAAGGGUGCCAGAAGAGGGAGUAAGAACCCCUGUAACUAGAGAAUGCUGGGAAGGCAAUCCCAGAGCUCUGUGAGAACAGCAAGUGUACUUAAGUGCUGAGAAUCCAUCACUCCAGCGCUCCCAUCACAUCUCUUAAUUCACAUUCAAAACAACUUCCUCCACGGAUACAAUAUUUCCUACUCAUCUUUAUUCUAAACCUUUGAACCAGUUUGUAUUAGAUCCCCUCUAAAGUCCCAGUAAAGAGGUAAGGGCACGUUGGCUCACACAUGUAACCCAGCAAUCACUCGAAGGGGAAUCGGCAGUUCCAGGCUAAAUUGGGUUACAUGAAAUCCUUAGGUCAAAACAACAACAGACCCAAAACAACAACAUGCAACAACAACAACAAAAAAAAAAACUAUAAAAAUAUUCCAAGUGGCUAAAUUGAAUUACAGGCCACCACCACCUGGGAGCCAUAGUUUGUGUUUCAUCAGGACCACCCACCGUCUACACUGGGAGGGGUUAGGAACUACCCUUCCCGUUCGCCACACCCCCCAAAGCCUUCCAGUAGAGCUUUAGGUAGAUUCCGGCUGGCUGACACUAAUUACAUGUUUCUCAUCACCAUAGUGACGGGUGGCCACGAAAGGUGAGUUGGCCCUUUGGAACUACAUCUCCCAUCAUGCAUCAGGCCCAGAGUGCCAGGCUCACGCUAAGGCUCGAGAUCUUGGCCGAUGCCGGGGCUCCAGAAAAGAUCCAGGAUGAACAGCAGGCAAGAGGAUGGUCUUGCUCCUCUUGCCCACCGGGUUGGGUCGUACGUAACCUAAUAGACCUCUCAGGCCUAGCUUGCCAUCGGCACCGCCACACCGGUCUAAUAUGGCCGCUGGUGCUGGGACCGGACUCGCGCGUAAAAAGCCAGGACUAAGGUCCGGAGCGGGAGACCGCUCCCGGCAUUCCUCGCGGGUGUAGCGUGGGCACCCUUCCCCCACUUCCGGGUCCCGGGAGAAGGAGACCCUGGGGUCUUGAAGAGUGUCCGGAGGUUCCGCUGUAUGGUGCUUAGGCGAAGAAUGGCAGGCCCUCCUGGGCAGUGAAUUCUGGCCUUGGGUAGCAAGGUGUAAAGAGAAGAUAGGUCAUCAGCAUCACGGCCUGUUUUCUAGGGAGCCUUUCGGGUUAUCAGUAGUAGGAUUUAACUGGAGACUUGUCACCAUUGUUGCAGCCCGGUGAGACCUUGAAGUAGAGCCUUGUGUCACUGGAGCAGGGCUCUGAGACAGUGUAUAUGCAUCUUAAAUUCAUCCAGGACUAGUGGGUCUUUGAUGACUAGUCCUCACCUUGAGCACGCAGUGAAUUCUUCACAAAAGUGUGUUGCAGGUUAACAUGGCCCAGGGCUUGAUUGAGGUGGAGCGAAAGUUUACUCCAGGGCCUGACACAGAGGAAAGGCUGCAGAAGUUGGGGGCCACCCUGGAGCACCGGGUCACCUUCCGAGACACGUACUAUGAUACCUCUGAGUUAAGCCUUAUGCUGUCUGACCACUGGCUGCGACAACGAGAAGGUAGUGGAUGGGAGUUCAAAUGUCCUGGAGUAACAGGUGUCUCAGGACCUCACAAUGAGUAUGUGGAAGUCACAUCGGAAUCUGCAAUUGUGACCCAGCUCUUUGAACUGCUGGGGUCUGGGGAGCAGGAGACUGCAGGUGUGGCUGCUGUCCUGGGCCGACUGAAGCUGCAGGAAGUAGCUAGUUUUAUAACUACACGAAGUUCCUGGAAGCUGGCCUUAUCUGGAGCCCAUGAAGAGGAGUCACUGCUCACAGUGGACUUGGAUUCAACGGAUUUCGGUUAUGCCGUGGGUGAGGUAGAGGCCGUGGUGCAUGAGAAGGCUGAAGUCCCGGCUGCCCUAGAGAAGAUCAUCAGCGUCAGUAGCAUGCUUGGGCCUGACAGCCCUGGAGGGCUGAGCCUCCUUGGAAACCACCCGUGGUUUCCUGCUGUGGGUCAGCAGGCUGCUGUCCAUUAGCGACACUGGCAUCAGGCAGUUAGAGACGAGGUUCUGUGAGCUCCCCUCGCGGUUCCACAGUUCCAGUUCCGGAGCUCCGUUUCUCACAGCGCUUGGUUAUCUUCCGUACUCCGCUGCGUGUGCUCCAUUACCAAGCUAAUGAGCUUCAGCCUGCCUAGAUGGGCUUGAAUCUUGAUUGGGAGAAAGCGGUAACAAAUGAAGUGAGUUUGGCUCCCCUGCCUCCGUGGCACAGGAUGCUGCUUCACCAUCUCUCAUUGCUGGAGGAGAGGCACAACCCAAGUGGGUCUUUGCCGUGAGGGUCUCACCUUUGCAGUCCAGUGAGUGAGUGGGUGGGUUGGACAAGCUGCUUGAUGACGUCUGGAUUCUUAGUGCUUUGCAAAUUUUGCCCUGGCCGGGUGGGCAGGGACCAGAACGGAAGCGUGUACAAGGGCUCAAUCCUCUUUCCUCCUUGUCCCCUUGCCCGCAGGAGUGCCAGCACAGGAGAAGGCACCUGCUAAGCUCCUGGUCUACCUACAGCGCUUCAGGCCUCAGGACUAUCAGCGCCUGCUAGAAGCAGACAGUUCCGGUGAGGCCACAGGGGACUCAGUACCGUGACAACAGUGCAUGGAAGCAGGGUUCACUUCCUCAAAAGGAUGGUAACCCUGAAGCUGCCAUCCACACCCGGACCCACUGCGCCCCUUCCCUUUCAGCAGAGCUACUUUUCUCUCCAGCUCUGCCUGGUCUUUCACCCACACUGAGCUAUCCUUCCUGGAGCCCUCCCUCACUGCUUCCCUCAUCCGUCAGAUGCAAUCUGUGGGCCGCCCCUCUCCCCUGGCCGCUAAGCAGCCUCCAUUGAUUUCCGCUCGUGUUUAUAGGAUUUCCACUUAGCCGUGAUCAGUAGUUAAGCACAGGGAAAUCCCUUGCCACCCCCCCUCCCCUGGUCGAUGCCAUUGAUUCUGCCAGAGGCUCUGAAGCCGCCUUACAGCUGAGUUAGGGAUGAGGGGAAACAGUGGGGAUUCCCCUGCCUUGGGGUGCAGGAAGAGUAAGAAGGUGGAGAAAUGGUUGGGAACUCCUUAAGGGAUCUAGACAUUCUGGGCCUGUCACUGUGCCUGGAGGGUAGAGUGCCCUGUGUGGCAGUUCAGACAUACAUUUGCUCUCCAACCCAGAGAGGGGAGAAAGCAAACGGUCAAUGUUGAGACAGGUUCCUAGGAUUCCGGGAAGUCAUUCUUGUGGAGAAGGCUCCGCCCUCGGCUCUUAGACACUGUUUCUCUCAGCUAGGCCUUUCUGCCCUCCUCAGGCUUCAUAGACAUUUUUUGUUGGGCAGGAGGCAGGCUGUCCAUAUUGCGGUGACAAAUAAAGGGUCCGAGUGCCACCUGCUGGUGGCCCUCAGGGCUGUGUCCCAAGCUGAGGGCGCAGAAAGAUUUCAGGUGAGCUGAGGCAGUGAUGAGACAGGCAAGCUUAGCAGCCCGCAACUCCACUUGCUUCAAGCCAUACAUGCCUCUCCGCUAACUGCCACUUGGUGCCCUAGGAUCCUCAGCUGCAUGUACUGCGGACACACACUUUUAACAGUGCACCCAGGACCCCAGCCAUAUUGAGUAGCAGUCAUGUCCCACUUCGAACGACGGAAUAAAUCUCUCCUUCCCCGGUGGCCAUCAAAAACUCCCCUUUUGUGGACAGUCUUAUUCAAACAUUUUAGAACAUACCCCAAAGUAGGGGGCUGGUUAGGCCUAGACUGGUUUCGGGUGCAAGCACAGUAAGGUAAACUGUGUCCUUUGGGUGAACUUUUAAGGAGAACCCUAUUGACCAUCCUGUGUCUAUGAAGAAUGAGUUAGCAUGUGAUUAAAAAAAUCAGCUGCAUCAUGGGAAGGGUCAUGCACAGUCAGGAAAGGCUUAUAGAAUCCAAGUCUGUCAGCGAAAAUAGAAAAUUAUGCUACUUUGCAACUAACACCUUUCCCUGAGACUUUAUCAAAGGGACACUGGGCAAUGACCCUGGGCCCUUGAGUACUGUGAUCAUCACCCGUUUGCAGCACAUUUCUAAUCUGUAUGGUCACUGUGCUUUUAAAUAAAGUUUCCUUGCUACUUCGCAA